Messenger RNA from Porites evermanni, 10322 nucleotides. The record is from the annotation of a GenBank genome assembly. Lineage: Eukaryota; Metazoa; Cnidaria; Anthozoa; Scleractinia; Poritidae.
AUGAUAUUUCCAUUCGCUUUAGAGUUGCCAUCAGCUCCAAGAAAUGUCACUGCUACGUUUCUCAACCAAAGUGUAAUCGGGUUAACCUGGAAGUCUCCUGAAGUAAUCGGUGAUCAAAGUCACGUGUUUUAUGACGUUAGUUGCCUUCGACCAUGUAAUAAUGAUACUCAAACGACGUGUGCUGAGGAGCCAUGUCAAAAUGACGUUCAAUACAUCCCUUUCAAUAAAGGACUAAAUACAACCACAGUGUUGGUGACGAAUCUUUCUCCAUUCGUUAAUUACACGUUCAAAAUUUACGCAAGGAACAGGGUUAGUGAAGUGGCCAAGAGGAGACAUGGCAUUGAAGGAUACUUCACUGUAAUAAUUUUGACAACUAUUGGUACAGGUAAGUCGGUAAAAAAAAAAACAACCAAACAAACAAAGAAAAUAAUAACAACAACAACAACCCAACUACCACACCACCAACCUUAAGAACCUCUUUCCAACAAAGAAAACUGCUAGGUUUUACAAAUCACUGUACAUGUAAAUUUAUAUCAGCCUAAGAGCGGAGCUCCUGCAUACGUACUGUGCAAAGUUCUAUUUUACUAGGUUACCAGUUAUAAGGGCAAUGAAAGCCAUUGAUUUCACCCCAUGCAAAGCUAGUUUCUGGAGAACUUCAGGAUUCUCUUUUAAACUCUGAUGACUUUUUGACAAUUUGUUUGUCCAGCAGAUCACUGUGAAGGUACUUUACAUACAUAUAUUUGGGCUAAUUUUCUAAUUUGCGUUUUUUUUUUCAAUCUGAUUAUUACAUAGUAUUAUUACUUCAUUGGCAAUAUUUUUAAUUUACGAUCUAGUUCCUGGUCGACCUGAGCUCUUCGUUAAACAAAACGAAGUUACAGUGUCAGUUUCCUGGACUCUACAGCACAAGAAUGGCAUUAUUAAGAAUUAUGAAGUCACAUACGUACGAGAAGAUAAUUAUAUGGAUAGAAGAAGUAUUUCAACAAAUAAAACAAAACACGAAUAUAAAGAUUUACAAGCUGGAAAAACGUAUGAAUUUCAGGUAUACUUUAAACACCAUAUUUCCUCUAAUGCUAAUUACUUUUUUAGAAUGCUAAUUAUUAUCAUUAUUGGCCUUUUAGUGUUCUUCUGUUUUUGCUCUCAUUCACAAACGCACAAAGUACCGAAUUGACAGAAGCAUAGUUAAUAUAGUCGAAUGGUUAUGAAGUCCGUUAGAGUUCUUUGUUAUGUUUUUGUUAGCACUGUGCACUGUCAGGAAGCAUCCAGCGCAAACUGUGGCAUCGUUGUUUAUAUCGGUUUUGACGUUUGACAGCUUUCAUAAACAGCACCUACCUUUAUCCAUGACGGAAGAGAGAAUGUUGGAAGACGGGAAAGGAUACAGUCUACUCUCUCUAAGACGCACACCUUUGAGCUCCCUUGGGAACCGGCACUUGGUGUCCAUCUCAGGGGGUCAAAUAAAGGGAGUAAAGAAAGGAGGGGGCCAACUCUAGGAUUCCAUUUUACAGAGGUGUCCGUUAAGAGAGAGUCAACUGUGAUUGGCUAUUUUCGUUUUCAUAUGUUUAAACAGGUCUCCAACAGCGCGGGGCUUGGAUUUCUUAAAAAAACUCGCAGGAGGACAUUAUUCUCAGAUACCUAAACGUACAAACACACAUGCCCCGAUAUACAAGGCAGUUUAAUUUUUACACCUGCACCGUUGAGUCUCUCAACGUCCUCUUUUUAAAAAAAAAGAUAUAUUUUUUUUUCGGACAGAGAUUUCAUCUAUUUAUUUGUUUAUUUAUUUAUUUGACUACAAUGUAAAGCAAAAAUAAUUUUCGAUCUACUGUAUAUUUUUGUCAAGUUUGCAUAAUUAAAAUUAAAUAGCUCAUUUUCUUCUUUAAGGGUUUUGGAAAUAUGUUGAAUGAAUAAUAAAACUAUUAUUGAAUUCAGCUUUCAUAGGAUAUGAAGAAUUAUGCUAAUCUCGGAGGUUGUUAUUCACCUCGGCCGAUAACACCCUUCUUGAUCUGCUCAGCCUCAUUCAAUAACGACUAAAUAUUCUGAGUUGCAUGGUCUUUCAGAGAUACGUGUACGUUCAAGGGUUAGCAUACUGCAUUGAUAUAUCCGCUUACUCUUCAAAAUGCCGGGUCUAAAGUACAGGUCACAUUCCACAGGUCAAGGGAACAGGUCGCUGCUCCAUUGAUAAAUUACCAAACCACACAGAUUCCCCAUUUUUUUAAGAUAGUAGGGCUAGGAGACACUUUUAAUGCUGUUCAUUGAUCGGUAUGAUGGUGACCUGUAGUCUGACUUGUUGAAAAGCGACUUGUAUUUUAGACCCGCCAUCUUCAAAAGCAUAUAAUUUAUUCGCGUGUCGCAGCCUAAUAACUUUAAACAAAAAUGUAACUGACUACUCAGUUUUGCGCCGCUUUCAGGUAUUUGCCGAGAAUAACUAUGGAAGAGGACCUAUCGGGGUAAAAAAAUUUACAGUAAAAAACGGUAAGUGUUUAAACUAGUGAUAGGCUCAGUUCGAUACUAAGGCGACCAUGAAUAUUUAUGAUCACGACACAUUGAAACUUUGAAAAGGAAACUGCUAAAACGGCUGACAGAAUGGAUCAGUCGAAGAGGUUAUUUACCUUACAAACCAUUCCUUCUUCACUUCAGCUGUAUGUCUGACGUCACAAGUACCAACAACACGAUGAAUCCAAAUUAUCAUUUUUGUUGUUGUUGUUGAUGCUUAACUGGAGAAACCUUGAAACUUUUGAUCCUUUUUAUCUUCAAAUUGAUGAAUUUAUCAGUCUAUCUUUAUCUAUUUAAAAAGAACAGUACACUCUUGAAGUCUAUUUUUUUGUUAAAACCCGUCAAAAAACAUUAACCUAGAACGGCCGAAAAAGAAACAAACAAAUAAACACAAACAAACAAAGCUAAACAAGAAUAUUCGUUUAAAUAAUCGAAUUAUCGCCUCUUGGAAUACUGAAAUUUAUUGAACAUGCAUCGACUGAUACACUAAUUGAUUGAUUGAUUAUAGGUGGUGAUGGUUUUGAUAAAUUGGUUGUUCUUAUUACUGCUGGAGGUGGAAGCCUACUGUUCGUUUGUGUUGUUGUAUUUAUCAUUAUCAUUUUCCUUUCGCGACGAAGGUGGGUUUAACAAAGUUUAACAUAGUCUUAUGCUGUAUAUUUCAACUUUUUGUUNAAUAUUUAUGAUCACGACACAUUGAAACUUUGAAAAGGAAACUGGUAAAACGGCUGACAGAAUGGAUCAGUCGAAGAGGUUAUUUACCUUACAAACCAUUCCUUCUUCACUUCAGCUGUAUGUCUGACGUCACAAGUACCAACAACACGAUGAAUCCAAAUUAUCAUUUUUUUUUUGUUGUUGAUGCCUAACUGGAGAAACCUCGAAACUUUUGAUCCUUUUUAUCUUCAAAUUGAUGAAUUUAUCAGUCUAUCUUUAUCUAUUUAAAAAGAACAGUACACUCUUGAAGUCUAUUUUCUUGUUAAAACCCGUCAAAAAAUAUUAACCUAGAACGGCCGAAAAAGAAACAAACAAAUAAACACAAACAAACAAAGCUAAACAAGAAUAUUCGUUUAAAUAAUCGAAUUAUCGCCUCUUGGAAUACUGAAAUUUAUUGAACAUGCAUGGACUGGUACACUAAUUGAUUGAUUGAUUAUAGGUGGUGAUGGUUUUGAUAAAUUGGUUGUUCUCAUUACUGCUGGAGGUGGAAGCCUACUGUUCGUUUGUGUUGUUGUAUUUAUCAUUAUCAUUUUCCUUUCGCGACGAAGGUGGGUUUAACAAAGUUUAACAUAGUCUUAUGCUGUAUAUUUCAACUUUUUGUUAUCCCUUUUUUACCCUUGGCUGUAACUUCUUUGCGUGCUUUUCCUGAAGCAUUGUCUUGUAAAAGAAUUUAUUACUAUCAUCAUCAUCAUCAUCAUCAUUAUUAUCGCUAUCGGUAUUAUUAUUAUCAUUAUUAUUAAUAUGUUUUGCUGUUGUGCUCAGAGGGAUUACUUAUUAAUCAUUUUAAUUUACACUAGAGGCUGAGGACCAAUUUCAUCCCUAGUAUCUUCAUAGCUUCAGCUGUCACAAUUCUUCGAGGGCGCGAAAUAUUUGAGUCUUAAUUCUCUGGAUAGAUGAAUAAACGCUAAGAAGUUUCUUGAUAAUUAAAAUAAUUCUAAUAACAAGAAUAGGGGGCGGUCGCUGUUAGCGACAGACAAUCUGGUAAAGUGAAUACAUAAGUGUGGUCAAAAUAGACAUGCUUGUGUAUCCUUGAGUACCUUACAAUUUGUCUAUUCCUUAUCUUAGGAAAAGUUUACAGAGGGAUUAUAUAAGAGGCACUGAGCACGGUGAGGCUGUCUCCUUAUUAAACAACUUAAUCAGUACUGGGGGAAGACCAAGGCGACAAUAGCAAUCGUCCCAUGACAACUUUAUUUAAGUGUUCCAAUCAGCUCAAAGGCUCGUAUCCAUAGGGGAUAUGCGUCUUAAAAGUACAGUAGAACGCGGAUAACUCGAAUACCCUGCUAACUCAAACUAAAUUUCCUUUCCCUUGAUCAAAAUUUCACUGAAAUUUACCCUGAUAACUCAAAGUCCCCACUAACUCCAACUGUUUUUCGUUUCCCUUCAGAGUUCGAGUUAGUGUGGUUCUACUCUAUACCCUAUACUCCUACUCCUACUCUAUACUCUAUUUUAUUUGUUUAAAUCAACGCUAAUGUAAGGUAAGGUUGGUUACUUGCUGAAACGUUGCAAGUGCUCACAUGGCCGCCAUAUUGGUUUUCUCUAAAACCGCGCAGUGCGAAAGUGGGAAUAGAAGUCAUCAAAAUCAACAGAAAAAAAAUCAAAACGACAACUAGAUACAAUACAAAAUGAGAGGCAAGGGGGUUAGAAAAGUAUUUUCAACAUCAGUCACAGCCUUUACAGUCAUUGGGCAGGAAUCAAGGUUUAGAGGGAAAACAUUUUUAUCAGGGCCAGUUGGCCAUUAUGUAGGGGCUAUUUUGGGCAAAUUGUAUGGCUUGGGACAAUGAAAUGCAGGCCGUCGCUGUUGUUCAAUGGUGGCCUUAUGCAGACGCUUGGCUGACAAAUAGAACGACCUCUGUUCGUUUUCUCUUUCAUAGGGAGUGACCUUGGUCAGCAGCGUUACAUNGGGGGUUAGAAAAGUAUUUUCAACAUCAGUCACUGCCUUUACAGUCAUUGGGCAGGAAUCAAGGUUUAGAGGGAAAACAUUUUUAUCAGGGCCAGUUGGCCAUUAUGUAGGGGCUAUUUUGGGCAAAUUGUAUGGCUUGGGACAAUGAAAUGCAGGCCGUCGCUGUUGUUCAAUGGUGGCCUUAUGCAGACGCUUGGCUGACAAAUAGAACGACCUCUGUUCGUUUUCUCUUUCAUAGGGAGUGACCUUGGUCAGCAGCGUUACAUCGACCCUACGAACUAUAGUGAUCUAAUGGAGCUUCUCACUACGCUUACAACAGAAAUCGAAAAACCUAACAUAAAGUUGCAGAGGUUUGUUGGACAAGGUAACUUGCCUUUUAUGAGCGACUAACGACUCUGACAGCUGAAUAUCGUAUUUAGCCCUAAUGUUUCUAAUCUUUGUUUUGUAUCAUUAUAGGUGAAUUCGCUGAUGUCUACAAAGGAACCUUGAAGACACGAAAUGGUAGAGAUGUCGUCGCGGUCAAAGUGUUAAGGGUAAGUUCAAUCGGCUGCAGAUCCUUAACGCUUGUAAUGGUCGUCCUCUUCGCCGUCAUCAUCAUCAUCAUCAUCAUCAUCAUCAUCAUCAUCAUCAUCAUCAUCAUCAUCAUCAUCAUCAACAUCACCAUCGCUAUUGAUUUCGUCAACGUCUAAUCAAUCACCACCAUUCCUAAUCAAACUGAACCUUGGAGAACGCAAAACCAAAUCACGUCUUUGUGCCAGUUCUCUCAUCUGCUAUGACUGCUAUGUUAGAGCUUUAUUGAUUUUUUUUUCUUGACGGCCAAAUAAGUUACAUUUUACACGUGUCCUAGAGAGUACAAGGCGUAAUACACUUGGACGUGAAUUUAGCUAUAUGCGACGACUGCUGGCAUUUAUGUGGUUUACCUACUAAUCUCAGAACUAUAAUGUGUUAUUUUUAAUUGUUCCUUUUAGCCCGGCUCGAAUGAGAAGAACCAGAAAGAUUUCUUAUCCGAAGCGUCAAUCAUGGGCCAGUUCAAUCAUCCAAAUGUGAUCAAGUUAGUAGGAGUUGUCACAAAGAGUAAGUGAAGCGAGCGAAUUAUUUUUACCAAGAAAUGCGAGCUGAAUAUCAUGAAAAUUUUCCACAAUGCCAUUUGGACGUUUAUUAACUCAUUGCAAUGUGUAUGAAGGAGUUUUUCCUCUUGAUCAUGAAUUUAAUAAUUAAUAUUUUUGUAGGCAGGCCAAUGAUGAUCCUCACAGAGUUCUUGGAAAGUGGAUCUCUGGAUAAGUUUUUGAAGGUAGCCUGAUAAUUACUGGUCCUAGGGAUUAUAGACUGAAGGCGCAAAAUGAGAUAAAGGGCUCUUCACAUUCUCUAUUGACUUAUCUACUGUGCAAAUAUAUUCUUUUAAUACGUUCUGUGUGCUUGUUUCAGGAGCAUAAGGGUCUGCUCACAAGCCUUCAGUUAGUCGGAAUGGCUCGAGGUGUAGCUUGUGGCAUUGUGUAUCUCUCUGAAAUGAACUUAAUUCAUCGGGUAAGAUACUUAUAAUAAUAUAAGGUAUCGAUUGGAAGAGAUGAAUUUUAUUUUGAACAAAUAAUUACACUAUUUCCAUGACAUCGAAAUCGGCAAUUUGCUUUCGGAUAAUGAAACAUUAAAUUAUGCUUGACGAAAUUGACACUAACAAAGUAAUUCCUCCUAUAUUUUUAAUCUUUUCAAUAAAUUGAAAACAGCGAAUUUCCUCUUGGAUUAUUUCGCUUGGUUUCUAGGAUCUGGCUGCUCGUAACAUUCUCGUUGGUGAGAACAUGUUGUGCAAAGUUUCUGAUUUUGGUCUGUCAAGAGAGCUGGCAGAGGACAGUCCGGUUUACGAGACACAGGUACAUUUAAGGUGUCCUGUUGCCCACUCCAGAAAUAUAAGGGGAAUGGGUACAACCUUUCGGCGCAGCGAUUUCAAGGAUCGUUUGUGUGGACAAGCGUUACUCAUGAUUGGUUAAUACUUACCUUGCGUACCAUGGAUCACUACCUAAGACUUGUCCACCUAACCAAUCCCAGAAAUCACUGCACCCAAAGCUUGUAACAAUUCCUCCUGGAGUUCUGAAGUAAGGAAUAAGUUGAUUUUCAAAGAAGUAUUCCUGAGUUAAAAGUAAUCAUAUUUUACACGCGCAGACGGACCAACAUGUCUGUCUUGCCGAACCACUUGACUUCAUUCAUGCUACUUGUUAGUCGCUUGACAUAUCUGUAUAUUCUAAAUCAACCUCUAAACUUUCAUUUUAGGUGCUUUUUGUCCUUGAAGGAAAUUAUCUCAAUUAUAAAACUUUUCAUGUUAUAAAAAAAAAAGAAAGAGAUAUGCAACAUAAUGGAGUUUUCCAACUGUGGCAGAACAGCACUUUCCUUGCAACAAAAAUUUAAAUUGAGUAUAACCACGAGAAAACAUAAAUCACAAUACAUCACAUGACUUACAAAAACAGAAAUGUUUGCCCUGAAUGCUUUGUAGAUACCUAACGAAGUUGAGAAGAGUGGACCCCAUGUAGAAAAUACUUGCAUCUCGUUUAACUGUUUUUAAAGGGGGGUAAAAUCGCAGUUCGAUGGACCUCACCAGAAGCUCUUCAGUACCGCAUGUUCAGCUCAGCAAGUGAUGUCUGGAGUUAUGGCAUCCUUCUUUGGGAGAUAAUGUCAUUCGCUGAUCGACCAUAUUGGGGGUGGAGCAACAGUGAGGUAUGUAAAAAAAAUCAUCGAACAUUUUAUCUUUAACAAUCAUUAUCACAUUACAUCAAAAAGUGCCAAAACCCAAAAUGGAUAAAGCUCAUCAGUAAUGCUGGUUAUGACGUCAUCAGGGGUACGUAACGUCAUUUGUCACCGAACAUUACAAAAUAAAGCCGCGUCUUCCAAAUGAAUCUAAAUUCAAGACCUUUUCCAGACUUUCGAUUAAAUUAUUUUCUAGACUGGAGGUUAUAAUCUAAAUAACCGAUUGAUGAAUUUACCUCAAGGUUAUCUAAAUAAGCGAUUGAUGGAUCAACCUUUUCAGUAAUGCUAUUUAUGAACUCAAGUCAUCUCACACAACGCCAUCCGUCAACAGUCUUACAAAAUAAUGCCUCGUCUUCCAAAUGAAUCCAACUUCAAGACCUUUUCCAGACUUUCUCUAAAACAAUAAUUUCUUUCCCAGACCCAUGCUUAUUUAAAUAAGCGAUAGAUUGUUUUUUUUUUAAGGUUGGCCAUGUCCUGUUUCAAAACACCGUUAUGUCAACAUGUGGUUGCACGUCUCAUCUGUGUUCUUUCAAGACUUUAAACAGUAAGACGCUAGUUUAUAAAAUCGAAGUCUUCUCGAUCAUUAAGUUUAUAUUCUGAACAACAACAACAACGAGCAACCAAACAGACAAAACCAAAAUGUUAGUUUAAAACAAAAAGACUCCAGGUUUUAUCUGUCUUUUCAGACUUUCCCACCGUCUGGAAAACUGGUUUGCAAAUUUUAAGACGUUUUCGAUAAUUCAAGACUCCGUGUGAAUCCUGAAAUAAGGGAGAAUAGCUACUACAGCCGGGUAGUUAUGCGAAAUAUACGCAUGAAAACAUUAAUAAAGAAACCAGGACAGUUGGCAUUCAAAAACUCCUCCCAAGCCACGUCUCUGUUUCUUAUUAAAAUUCAAAGCUUCAGUACGCAAUAAAAAUUACAAAACAAUUGUGUUAAUAUGUAAGUGUUUAUAACCACUAAUUGUAACUGAUUUUGAAUAGGUGAUGGACCGAGUACAGUUUGGCUACCGGUUACCUGCUCCGAAGGUAAUUUUAUUGUACUUCGAAAACCAAUACUAACAAUUUAUUAAUAUGCAAAAAUAAGAAGACACACCCAGAAGUCAGAUCAUCGGAAAACAUAGUUUUAAGUAUGACACACAAGGAUUCGUUACCAUUACUGAGUUAUGCUCACUCGACUCAUACAGACUGUAGGUGCUUUCGUUUUCAUUCUAUUGAUAGCGUUUCCACUAUGAAAUUAAGUCAAAAAUUUGCAAGAGGGCAACAGUAAAUUGCGUAACAAAAACUGAAAGGAAGCCUGAAAUAAUAAAAAGAAACACUUAGAGAUUAAUUAAGCUAACUGCAAAGCUAGAUUAACUGUUUUUUGAUUAAUCUGUCCUUGCGACUAAUUUCCCUUCAUUACGUUUGGGAACCUCACAUUGGUUUAAGAAUAAUGAAAAGCUUUAAUUUGAUAUGAUUUAAUAUUACUUUGCGAAAUGACCUUAGCAAUCAGGUUAUACGUUUGCAUCGCUUCCAAUUAACGAACAGUACGGGCGUUUCCUUUUCUGCCUUUCAGGAUUGUCCUGAAAUCAUUCAUGGUAUAAUGAUGGAUUGCUGGCAGUCAGACCCAAGCAAAAGACCAAAGUUUGAAGAAAUCGUCAAUCGCUUGGACAAAAUAAUUCGCUCCCCUGAAGUCUUAGAAAUUGUUCCUUUGCUCCAAUCAACGCUAGAAACGUGAGUAAAUAAGCUCCCUUGUCUGCAAAAUCACACUUUUACUCUUUUGUCGCCGUGAAAAAAACAACAACAACAACAACCAAAAAAAACAACUAAUAACCAGUCUAAAACUCCAGAGAUCUCACGGCCUCUUUAAACAAUCAGUAGGGCCAGGGUACACGCGAACUAUUUCGGAGGCAACUUCUUACGGUUAUAACAUGUAAUAAAAAGAUGAGAACAAAUAGAACGUUGGACUAAAAGAGAGUAUGCCAGGGCGUUACGCCAGAUUCCAGAGAGGCUAAAAUUUGACUCCAAGGUGCAUAGCAUAGCUGUUUCACUUGCUAAAAUAAUAAAGGUAUAUCGCUAGCCUGCUAACAGGGAAGAGGCGAAAAUAAAGAUUCGAUAAAAACAAGCCAAAAGAAAACUCCGGAAAGGACUGAUGACUUGUGAUUUGCCCACCUUCCAUAAAAAAGCCUGUCUAAGGUUAGUGUAUAGAAGUUAACUUACUGAUUGAUGCUAUUUUCAUUUCAGAUCUGAAGAGAUUGAUGCUCCACAAUUCGAGUCUGUCGACGAGUGGCUUAACUUCAUAAACAUGGAAUGUUAUCUGGAAACAUUUCAAGCAGCAAAUGUAGACAGUCUUGAUAAAGUUAGGGGACUGAGAGACGAAGAUUUAAGAGAUAUGGGUGUUAAGCAAAUCGGACAUCGAAACAAGAUUAACAAAAGCAUUAAGGCCAUAAAAGAGCAGCAUGCUUACAGCGUCCUGGAAGUAAAUGAACUGGAAGUAAAUGAAACUUUCUUUUAA